Molecule: messenger RNA, 351 nt
Organism: Symbiodinium sp. CCMP2592
Lineage: Eukaryota; Dinophyceae; Suessiales; Symbiodiniaceae
Source: the annotation of a GenBank genome assembly
AUGCUUCGCCUGCUUGCAGCGCUGUUGCCGGCUGCGGCUGCCUUCAAAGCGUUGGCUUUGCAGGGCGGCGGCGCCCGCGCUGUGGCUGUGGAAGCAGGGCUCUUUGUGGGCCUCGCAGAUGGCGAGGCAGAUCAGGCCGUGGAGAGCUGCCUGGCAUCCUUCCAGCUGCUCUCGAGCGUCAGCGGCUCUUCCUGGUUUAGCUCAGAGCUGCUCUUCUCCGAGUCCUUCCUGCAGCUGCUGCGCGGCAUGGCGGCCGACCCGUCCUCGGCAGCUUCGAAGUUCCAGGAGUCUUGGAUUCGGCCGUGGCUCACAGCUACAGCAGUGGAUGAAAAGAGGUGCCCGGUGACCUGA